UCAUUUCCAAUAUUCUAACUCAUAUAAACGUGUAUUACAUUCCUUAUUCGCACGUUACCAUUUCCACAGAUCCGAAGAAGUCUCAUAUUAUUAGACAGAAUAUUGCCCUCGCAGAAAGCGUCGCAAACAAAACCAAAAAAACCCACUUGUCCUGGAUAUCCUCCAAAUACAUCCCAAAUUCCCUCUCCAUCCCGUAAGAUGUCGCCUCGGGCAGCCAUCUCGACGUACAAGAUGGAAAACAACUGGGAUAAAAUCAAUAUGUUGCAUCCUUUUUCCUCGUCCAACUCUUCCAUAAGCCCGUCUCGUCGCAAUCUGGCUAAAGCACAGCAUCUCUAGUUGGGCUGUUCCAGAGUAUUUUUAAUCCGAAACUAGUGUAAUGACAGCAAUUUUUAAAUUAUAGAAAUAAACGUUGGUGGAUUGGAAAACGAGCCCGUCAGUUAGUUGUAACGCAAACUGGACGUAGGAGUGAGCGAAAAGCGUGUGGUUUUUCGUCGGAUGCGAAUUUUUGGUUCGGUUCUAUCGGACGGUUCCCAACGCAAACAACAUAUGCGGUCGGAUUUGUGAGUUCGGUGGAUGACACCCUUGAUUUUGUCAAGGUCCCUUGUGCCCACUGUUGGCUGGAAACAUGUAACAACAUUCAUAAAACUGCUUUAUUCGUCUUUUCGGGGAACAACCUUCGCGAUCGAUUUUCAACACCUGAGUGAAAAUGAACAGGAAUUCGAAAAAACAACCGCUUCAGGUAGAUCGCUCGGUCGAUAGAUUUUUCUAAAAAUGUUAUCGGCGAUACGCGUGUAUGCAAAAAUGAGGAUCUGACUUGGUGAAAAUGGCCAGAACGUCUCUUCUCCUGAUCGUGCUGCACCUGGUGUCGCUCAGGAACGUGUACAGUGAAUGUGGAUACUCGGAGGAGAACUCCACCUUCGCGUGCAGCCUCAAGACCUCAAGUAAGGCUGAAGAAGACGAACACGUUAGGUUCAAGAGGAAAGCGUCAGAUAACAGCAUAUCGGACUUGAGGAGGAGGUUGAACAUUGCGAUGAACAAAGAGGAGCCCCUGCAAGCGAAUUCGACCCCCAGGUUGAGCUACAACAGUUCUUCGGCGCACAGCUUCAAGGAUGGACCUAUGUACAUAGGCCUUUCCACGAGUAAAGUCAACGAUGGCAAGAGGCAGAUCUUUGUGGACAAGUUGAGCAGGGUGAUCAAAAAGGGUCCGAGGCAAUUUUUCUAUCAGGGUACGAACACUAACUGUAACUUCGAGGAGGAUUGCUCUUGGACGUGGAGGAAGGACAUUGAAAAUGGGUUUUUUAUUGCCACUACUAGAAGUUACGCGCCAGGUAGCGGAGGACCAAAGAGUGAUGCGAAUGAGAGGGAAGGAGGAAGUUUCUUGCUUCUUCGAGCACCUCAUUCAGAAACGGAGUAUCACUUAACCAGUCCACCUCUAAAAUCAACCAAACCCACCUGCACAUUCCAAGUGUGGAUAUAUCAAGAGCACAUGGAUAAUUCGGAAAUCAGGGUGAUUAUAGAUAAACCGUCUAUGAACAAUCAUACGCAGUGGGUGCUGGGCCAUAUAAAUGGAAGCGAUGACAGAAGAUGGAUGAAAUUUACGAGAUCUAUCGGCAAAGUAUCGGAGAGCUUCAAGAUACUUCUCGAGGUGGUUCCCGCCAAAAACCUCAGCAGUAACGCCACCCUGGCAUUCGAUAAUUUGGCGCUGAUCAAUUGUUAUCCCGAAGACGAUGACACGUGUUCUGCGCCACAUCAUUUCAGAUGCAAGUCAUACCCUCCUUGCAUCAACAACACAAAGAUAUGCGAUAUAACCAAAGACUGCGAGUUUGGUGAAGACGAAAUGCAGAAUUGUGAUCAAAUGCCAUACGGAGCUAGAUGUUCUUUCGAGGAAGACCUCUGCGGUUGGUACAACUACAACGAUGCCUUCCAGUGGGCAAGACAUAGCGGCGCAACGCCUACCAACUCCACGGGACCUUCUACCGAUCACACCUACAUGAACAUCACCGGACACUACGUCUUCGUCAACAUGCUGAAAGACAAUAUGGGUUUCGCCAGCGCGGCCAAAUUGAGAAGCAUCAUAUUCAACCCUCCACCAUCUGUGCAUGGGAAUAUAUCCUCGCAGUACUACAACUCUUGCUCGAUUCGUUUUUAUCUACACCAGACCGGAAAACACAAAAGCGGAUUGUUGCUUCAGGUGACGGAACUCAGACCAAACUAUAACGCACCGAUAGACAUCAAUUGGAGUUACAACGAUUAUGGUGAUAGAUGGGUCAGACAAUCCUUCAUUCUACCAAACAUCACCCACAGAUAUUUCCUGAAUUUCGAGGCCAAGAGGGGACUCAGAUUCAUUAGCGACAUAGCCAUUGACGAUGUUUCUUUAAGUCCAGAGUGUUUCGGAUUAAACAUACCGGCUGAGGAGCUGAAGGGAUACAACUAUUACGACCCAAUGGGCAACCACUUGAUGGGGCGUGAGACUCAUAAAAAUUUCGUGAAUGUAACUCAUUAUGAGAUAACCACUUGUGGGGCGACAGGAAGGUUUGGUCCCACGCCAGGCGACUGUGCGAAGGCUUACAGUAAAACCGAGGUUAAGGUUACGGUGCUGUAUGAGUCCACUUUAGGAGGCAUGCAGAAAUGGAUCGUGCCCUCUGAAGGCUAUUAUACUCUUCUUGCCUUUGGCGCAAGUGGCGGUAAAGGUAGCAGCGCUAUGGGCUCUUCAAGAGGAGCCAUGGUACGCACAGUUGUCCAUUUGAGGGAGAAGCAAGAACUCAUCUUCCUGGUGGGCCAAGAAGGAUCGGAUGCUUGUGAGAAGAUGCUUCACUCACACAGUAACAGCUCUUGCCGACCAAGUACUCAAAACACUCCGAUGAGUCCCACGGAAACAUUCAGAAUGUUCCUCAAUAUGACAAUAAAUGACAGCGGAGGCGGGGGUGGGGGAGCAACUUAUGUAUUUAUGCGUAAUAGAAGCAAGCAGUCUAUACCACUUGUCAUAGCCGCUGGAGGUGGUGGCCUAGGUCUUGGAAGGUUCAUAGAUACCGGAAACCAACAUGGUCAAGCUAUCAACACGUCGAAGGCUCCAGUGCCUGGGAAGAUGUAUGGGAAGGACUCCUCGGGAGCAGGCGGAGGUUGGCAGGGGCAAUUUGGACUGGAGGUUCCAGUUAUGGGUAAAUCACUUCUUGAAGGAGGUUUGGGAGGAAAAGCUUGCUAUAACUCGACAGACCAUCGCGGGGAUGGAGGCUUUGGCGGUGGAGGAGGGGGAUGUCGAAAUGGAGGUGGUGGAGGCGGUUACGCCGGGGGCGAUGCGCCAUCAGGCAACAGUACAAACGGAGGUGGUGGUUUUUCCUUCCUAGACCCCACCAGAUCCAUACCUCACCUAUCUGAUGCUCAUCCAGGCUACAACGCAGGCCCUGGCUACGUCAUGAUCAUUGCCGCCAUCCAAGGGUGCGAUUGCGACUAUAGGUGCGUUGCAUUGGACGUCAAGAGAUCUCAGGUUGCCUGUAUAUGUCCGGACGGGUGGAAGCUGGAUGCUGAUGGGAAGAUUUGCGUUCGUAAGUUUAGACCUGGUCUUGAUGUUGAUUAUCCAUAUGAAGAAGGUCCAGGUCUCUCAGGCGCCAGCUCUAACGAAACACGACUGAUCAUGAUCCUUUGCAUUAUACUGUUUGUUUUGGCCGUCAUAUCCGCUAUCUUCUGCAUCAUGUAUAACCGAUACCAAAUAAGAGCGUCGGGGUUGUUGCAAAGGAAGAAAUUGUCGGGUCCUGACUUGCAGCUCAAUAGGCUCAGGAUGACUUCGGAUGGAAUGAUGACUGAAUAUAAUCCGAAUUAUGAGUUUGGCGGUGUUGUUUAUACCAUAAGGGAUCUCAAGGAUAUACCAAGGGCACAACUGAGGCUUGUCAAAGCUCUUGGUCAAGGUGCAUUUGGGGAGGUUUACCAGGGUUUCUACAGGCAGAGACCUUGCGAUGCUGUGGAGAUGCCGGUGGCCGUGAAAACGUUGCCGGAAAUGUCCACGUCACAAGCAGAAAUGGACUUCCUCAUGGAGGCGUUAAUAAUGUCCAAAUUCAAUCACGCCAAUAUAGUGCAUUUCAUCGGCGUUUGCUUCGACAAACAUCCAAGAUUCAUAGUUUUGGAACUCUUGGCCGGCGGAGAUCUCAAGAACUUUUUGAGGGAGUCCAGACCCAAGGCCGAGAGAGGUAGCUCCUUGACAAUGAAUGAUUUGAUACUAAUAUCGAUAGAUGUGUGCAAAGGGUGCAGGUAUUUAGAGGAGAAUAGAUUUAUUCAUAGAGACUUAGCAGCUAGAAACUGUUUGUUAACAACGAAGGGACCUGGCAGGGUGGUCAAAAUUGCCGAUUUCGGCAUGGCACGAGAUGUGUACAGGUCCGAUUAUUAUAGGAAAGGGGGCAAAGCAAUGCUGCCUAUCAAAUGGAUGCCUCCUGAGGCAUUCCUGGAUGGAAUUUUCAGCAGCAAGACGGAUGUUUGGUCGUAUGGCGUCCUACUUUGGGAGAUCAUGUCUAUGGGAUACAUGCCGUAUACAGGCUGCGCGAACAGGGAGGUAAUGCAGUUGGUUACCAGUGGAGGGAGGUUGGAUCCUCCUGCUAACUGUCCAGGACCGAUCUACGGAUUGAUGACGCAGUGUUGGCAUCCUACUCCCGAGCAAAGACCAACUUUUGCUACUAUCCUUGAGAGGUUAGGCUACUGCGCACAAGAUCCCGAUGUUAUGAAUGCGCCCCUACCAGUUUUUCACCGUCCCCCCUCUGCAGAGAGGGAUAGUACUGUUAUGAGACCUAUGAAUUCUGAUGAUAACUGUUUACAGAUCAUACCGCAAUCUUCUGAUUACCUCAUACCCAAUCACAACACAGUUCCCAAUCCUGUAGGUUCCACAUCUUCUGUGGAAAAGCUUCUUCCGGAAAAUUCGGACAGCUGGGAGACGUCUUUCAUCAUGCCGAAUUCUAAAUCCACCCAGCCACUUUUGACUGAGAACGAGCAGAAUAAGGAUGAAAAUGUAACCGAAUCUCUGGACCUCCUGCUCGCUAUCAACAAUAUACCCAACGUGAAGGUCUCUCCGGUUUCUCUGCCAAGCAACAUACUGAGCAAUCACAACAACAACGUGAAGAGCGAGAGUGCCUCUUUGAAGGCUGGGAUAUCCCUGGAUGCCGGCGCCCUAAUCAAGCAGUCCUCACCUCAGGCCAAGUACGCCAACGUCCCAGCAGGGGGAGCGGGAGUCACAGGAAACGGGGUAGUGGCUAACGGUCUUAAUAUCACGAUAAACGUGAAACCGGCGGGUGUUUUCAGUGACAAAAACGAGAAAAACUGAGCUAGAUGUGAUAACGUGAAUUUUAAUUGUUGAUUUUCCGUUGGUUGAAGGGAUAUAUAUGCCGAAUUACGAGCGUCAUAAUUGACGCGCAAGCAAUAGUUUUCCGUUUAGAAUUUGGAAUUUCCUUCUUCUCUUUUCCGGAGAACAAUGCUCUUUGGUAAAUUCUACCUCUUCUGCAACGUGAAAGAUACUUGACGAAGGAAUAUCGUAUCUUAUUCAAUUCUCUCUCCUCGACUCAAUGUUGAGUUUUCAAGGUUGUGAAUUUUUUAUUAUCAAAACAGAACGGUUGCUAUUUGGCAUACGAAAAUUUCUCACAUUUCAGUAGGUACAACAGUUUUGGAAGUGUGUACUUAAGUAUUCAUGUACAGGAGGAUUCAGAACGAAAGUAAAAUCCAGGUAAAGUUUCAUAAAGUGACAGAGAAACAACUGGAGAAAACUAUUAGGUAUUUGACAGAUUUUGCGGAUUUGCCUUCAUUUUGAAUGAGCCUGUAUAUGUUCGAGCGCCUAUAAUAUUACAAGUUGAUGAAAAGCCGAACAUUAUUUGCCCUUUUUUUUAAACAUAUCUGUUACCGACAUGCCAGCACUCAUUUAG
Coccinella septempunctata (seven-spotted ladybird) is the source of this 5894-nucleotide messenger RNA. It is a transcript of the gene Alk, whose product is annotated as ALK tyrosine kinase receptor. Bases 824 to 5302 code for a protein of 1492 amino acids. Gene Ontology annotation, cellular component: signaling receptor complex; membrane. The transcript is spliced from 20 exons. Gene Ontology annotation, molecular function: ATP binding; transmembrane receptor protein tyrosine kinase activity; protein binding. Lineage: Eukaryota; Metazoa; Arthropoda; Insecta; Coleoptera; Coccinellidae. Gene Ontology annotation, biological process: regulation of neuron differentiation; positive regulation of kinase activity; multicellular organism development. The record is from RefSeq and is a predicted model, not a curated record.